Messenger RNA from Daldinia vernicosa, 1626 nucleotides. Its product is annotated as phosphoglycerate mutase-like protein. Gene Ontology annotation, molecular function: phosphatase activity. The transcript has 3 exons. Gene Ontology annotation, biological process: dephosphorylation. The record is from RefSeq and is a predicted model, not a curated record. NCBI's taxonomy places the organism in Eukaryota, Fungi, Ascomycota, Sordariomycetes, Xylariales, Hypoxylaceae. The coding region runs from base 1 to 1626 and encodes 541 amino acids.
AUGCCAUCCCCACAGCAAGGGAUUGAUCUUGCGUUAAUAUUCAUUUCUAUCUACGCCGCUCUAAUCGCCGCAUUGCACUACUCCGAAUUGACGGAAACCUAUCCAGCCACCGCCAUGAAGUCGUGGUUCUCGAGUCUGUGGUCUAUGGUCGCAGUUGCUGCCGCGCAGAAAGUCGAUUUAGGAUGGUACCCUCCAAGCAACACGUCUAUAAACAACUUAACUACCGCUUUACACGGCGAAGGGAUCUACGGGUUUAUCUUCAACACUUCGGAGACGUCAGAUGCGCAGUAUGGGACGUAUAACUGGUGCAACAUGCCGCAUGUUCGGAAGACAGACUUCUACUAUGUUGCCCUAACGCAAGUAGCUGAGCCUAGCCAGAUCCAACGACAUCACAAGCGAACUCCAUACGCGAGCAAUGCUUUUCCGGUGGAAUCUUACCGUUGGGACUGCGACGACCAAGGGCUCUAUUACUACGGGAGCCCCUUCGGGAGCGAUAGCAAGCAGCCCGCCCAAGUUUUUUGGAAGGGUUAUAUAUCACCAACCAACCCUUUUACCCCCUCAGGUUGGAUCGGGACUUGCCAAUUCCCCCAGAUAACUUCUGCGGGGCUCGACGACUCCUGGAUCCACGGUCGAGACCUUUACGAGGUCUACCACGACCUGCUCGGAUUUCUCCCCGGAAAAGAUGAAGACUGGCGAGCCAGCGUGACAUAUCGUGUUACCCAAAACGUUAUCACGAGUCAGGUCGCCGGCAUGUUGACCAACGGGAUGUGGGGGACGACCGAGGCCGUGCCGCUAGUUAUUCAGGGGGCCGGAGUCGACAGCCUAGAGCCGCAAUAUAGUUGCGGAGUAGGCAGCAAUCUCUUCAACACGAUCAGGUCCUCCUCUAAUGCGGCCUGGGGACACCAUCUAGAAGCCGCUACUGAUUUGUUUAGCAAGUUAGAUAACAUAUCCGGGGUGCCCCCGAGCGACUCCGGCUUCCACGCGAGUUUCGACCACUACUUCGACAACCUCUCCGCACGACAGUGCCACGCCAAACCGCUGCCAUGUAAGCUUGAAAACGGCGCGAACUCGUCUACGUGCGUUGACCAGGCGUUGGCUAAUACCGUGUAUCGCAUGGGGCAAUGGGAGUAUUCGCAGAUAUACCGCGAUGCCCACGCUUCGCUUGCCGCGUCUGCUACUACGUACGGUGUCUGGAUUGCGGAGCUAAGUAAACACCUACGAGAUGUGAUGGCUGGCGAGAGUGGACCCAUCUACUUCCAUAAUAUAGCGCACGAUGGGUCUGUAAGUCGGUUGCUAAGUCUACUACAGAUCGAUGUUAUGGUAUGGCCUGGAAUGGGUAGUGAGGUAGUAUUUGAGUUGUACGAGGGAAAGGAAAACGCGACGGUAGCUCGAGACUUGAGUAGAAAACCCAAUGUUGGAGCUGGUAAGAUGCAGUCAAGGAGGACGUACGGCGGCAAGUUUUUCGUGAGGGUUUUGUUCAGCGGCAAGCCACUCAGAUCCUCGAACCCUAGCCUCGGCUUGCUAGAUAUGGUGCCAGCAGAAACCCUACUGGUUUAUUUCGACGGACUAGUCGGGACGGAUGCUAGCUUAGUCGUGGGCAAAUGUAAUGGCACAUUGCCUGUCUAG